Messenger RNA from Dermatophagoides pteronyssinus (European house dust mite), 1671 nucleotides. It is a transcript of the gene Tgs1, whose product is annotated as Trimethylguanosine synthase 1. Gene Ontology annotation, cellular component: nucleus. Gene Ontology annotation, molecular function: RNA cap trimethylguanosine synthase activity. Gene Ontology annotation, biological process: 7-methylguanosine cap hypermethylation. Lineage: Eukaryota; Metazoa; Arthropoda; Arachnida; Sarcoptiformes; Pyroglyphidae. The record is from RefSeq and is a predicted model, not a curated record.
GGCACAUUGUGUGCAAUCUUUCGUAAUAUUUUCAUCAAAUCGAGCAAAGUUUCCAAAAAAACAUUCUCACGUGAUUCGAAUUUGCUACCUCAUAUUAGUAUUUUGAUGAUGAUGAAAUUCGAUCAUGUCAAAUUUUUCAUUAAAUACUGAAAUGAAAACAACUGAAAACCGUAAUGAUUUAAUUGUGACAAGAACUAAAGUUCAACAUAAUGAAGAUGAAAAUAAUCGACAUCUAUUUGAAAAUUUAGAGAUGAAACGUCUUGGUUUACCAACACAAUUUACCAGCGCAAAAUCGAAAAGAUUUCAUAAGAAAAAAAAGAGAAAAAAUCGAAAUUCGAUUAUCGAUCGUAUGUUACAAAAUUGGAAUGAAUUUCAAAUCAGUUCGUUUGAUGAUUCUAAUGUUGAAAAUAUUGUUUCUGCUGGAAAUGAUCUUCCAAAUAAUGAUGAAGAAGAAGAAGAUCAUUUAAAAAUUCAACAUCAUUUUAUUGAAUCGAAUGUUAGUGUUGAAAUGCCUGAUAUAAUCGAUGAAUAUUAUUCAGAUGAAUAUUCAAAUGAUGAAGAAUUGUUGGGAAAUUUACAAGAAGAUGAUGAAGAAGAAGAUAUGGAUAUUUCUUCAAUGGAAGAAAAUGAAGAUGAUCUGGUCGAAGAAGUUCCAACUAAUUUCAUGGCAAAAAAUAGCUACGAUUAUCAAGAUAUGCAAGUAAACAAUAACAACAACAACAAUCAAAGAAAAACUAAUCAUACCGAUGGUAUCGAUAUAAUGAAAACGAAUAGUGUUCCUUCAACGAAUAAUGAUUCGAAUAAAGUACAGAGAAAAUCUAACCGAAGAAAAAGUAAAAUUCGUUGGAAUAUUUAUUGGCGACAACGUUUUAUAUUAUUUUCACGUUUUAAUCAAGGUAUUCGAUUGGAUAAAGAAUCAUGGUAUUCGGUUACACCAGAAUCUAUUGCCAAACAUAUUGCCGAACGUUUACAGAAUACAUUAUCGAAACGUUAUCCUGAUCGUAGUAUGGCAGGUUUUAUUGUUAUGGAUCCAUUUUGUGGUGCCGGUGGUAAUAUUAUACAAUUCGCUUUACAACCAUUAAUAAGAAAAGUUUAUGCAAUCGAUAUUGAUCCGGAAAAAAUUGCUAUGGCCAAACAUAAUGCUCGUAUAUAUGAAUGUGAUAAAAAAAUUGAAUUUAUUUGUGGUGAUUUUUUUCAAUUUACCAAACAUAAUCGUUUUCCUGAUAUAAUUGAUGCUUGUUUUUAUAGUCCACCAUGGGGUGGACCAGAUUAUAUUAAAUUGAAAAAAUUUUCAUUAAAUCAUAUGAUACCGAAUGGUUUUGACAUUUGUCGCCAUACAUCAAAAUAUUUAACACAAAAUAUAAUAAUGUUAUUGCCAAGAAAUUUUGAUGAAAUUGAAUUGCAAAAAGUUUCCGAUCUUGUUUAUAAUGUUGAUCCUAAUCAACCGACACAACAAGCACGUGUUGUUGAAUUAGAACGUAAUAUGAUUUUCAAUAAAGUCAAAACAAUUACAGCAUAUUUUGGCGAUACGAUUGAUGGUUUUAAUCAAGUUCCAACGAAAGUUUUAUUUGAAACAAAAUGAAUUUUAUUUUUUCAUUUCAUUUCAUUGAUAUAUCACAGCUAACAUUUUUCAUUUUUCAUUCGAUGUAUCCAUUGUUUUUUAUCUAAAAU